AUGAGUGACGUAUCCAAGUGGGAGAAACAACUGCAGCGACUGUUGGUGGAUGGUAGUGAAACCUCUAAAAUUGUUGCGGCUGUUGAAAAAAUUCUCUCCGCAUCCCCUAAACACGUAUUUGCCUUGCGAUGUAAAGUGGUAUACUUACUUCAUCAAGAUAAACACGCCGCGGCUCUCACGGCCCUUCAACAAUGGGCACUGGCAGAUCCCUCUAUACGGGAUAAAUCACAGGAGUAUGCGUUUCAGAAGGCCUACUGUUUAUAUAGAAGUAUGGAAUACCGCCAAGCACACGCCGUUCUUAAACGUGCCCCACAUACAUCAGAAGAUGUGGCUUCUCAACAUUUAUUGGCACAACUUCAUUACAAUCUUGAAGAAUUUGAAGAAGCCGCACGUAUUUAUGAAACGCUUUUAGCGAAAAAUGCAUUUCGUGAUGAUCAUGAAAAAACAGAAUUGCAGACAAAUUAUGCAGCGGCUUGUGCGGCCAUUGAUGCUCAAAAAACUCAAGCCAUUGUACAUGCUGCAGAUGAGAAAACAGCCGAUUUAUUAUAUAAUGCCGCCACCGCACAACUGGAAAUGCAUGAUUACACCGCAGCUAUGCAAACCCUUCAACAAGCAGAAACAUUGUGUGCGAGGGCACAUCCUAAAAGUCGUCUACGCUCUUUUCAAGAUGUUUGUGCAAAGAGUGAUGUGGAAUUACAAGCAUUAUUGGAUGUGAAAAAUUCACCAGAACGUUCCUUCUUUAAUGAUGUUGCGGCUAUUUGGGUACAAAUGGCAUAUGUAAACUACGAAACCCGUCAUGAAGAUAAAGCAAGUGCUCUUCUUAAUGUGGUUUUACGUUAUCGACCAUCUUCUACGGUAACACUUGCAGUGGCUUCUAUUAAUUGGGCUGCUAUUCAGAAACAUAUUGAUUUCUUUGAUACCCACAGAAAACUUAAGAUGGCCCAAAAUCCAGCUGUAAGCAGUCGUUUAACAUCUAGACAACGUUUACUUGUACGUUAUAAUACUGCCAUGUUACUUUUGCAUACAAGUAAUUUAAAUGGAUUUCGACGUCAAGUGGAACAUAUUGCGGAUGAAUACCCUAAUUCUGAUCUCACACAUUCUCUUAAAUUGGCAUUAGCCGUUCUGGAAAGUAAGAAAAAGCGACAAUCAAAUGAUAAAACGGUUGCUGAAUACCUGAAAAAUUAUCAGCAAAGUGUGAAGGAGCAACAAAAACAAGAACAAAAUCAAAGAAAUCCAGUAGUUGGAAAAAUGAUUACGCUUAUUGCUGCACAAAUAUUUUUUGAAAAUGGAGAUCUUGAGCAUGCUAUUGAAUCUCUAUCUUCUGCACCAGAAGAAAUUAGGCAAAAGCCUUGUACUUUGGUAACUUUGUUUACAUGGAAGGUUCAAAUUGGUGAUGUAAAGGGGGCAAAACAACUUCUUAUUGAUUUUAUUGGUUCUACAUCAAAGAAACCUACGGUUGUUAGAGAAAUUCUCACAUGGGUUGUGCAAUCCUUGGCAUCACGGGGUCUCUAUGCAGAUGCCGUAGAUGUUAUCCGUGCUGUUCAUACCGCCGUACCUGUACUUGAGCAAGAUAAAGAGAUACUAGCUCUGAUGGCUCUCUGUCUCUCCCACUAUGAUAUGCCAUCUGCCCGUGCAUGUAUGGAAAAAAUUCCUGAAGCUAUCUUUACUGGCACUAGUAGUAGUGGUAGUGGUAGUUCUUCUGCUAAAAAGUUAUCCUCCUCCUCUCUUGCCGAGCUGGAGUCUCAACAACCAUCACGACAGCAAAUUGAGGCACUUGGUUAUCAUCGCAUCUCUGGAGGUGAGGAUCAGGCCGAUGGCGGUAAAGUCAAACGGACCCGUCGACGCCCUAUGCGGCACCCACCGAAGAAUCUUGAGGCCCGCGUGGAUCCAGAGCGCUGGCUGCCCAUGUCCCGCCGUUCAUAUAUUAAAGAUCUUCCAGAGCGUAGAAAGCGGGAACUCAAGCGGUUACGUGCGAGUGAACAGGAGCAAAAACGUCAUGAAGCGGAAAAACGAAAAGCGGCAGCCACAACUGUAGCCACUGCAGCACAUUAA
This is a messenger RNA of Trypanosoma theileri, 2052 nucleotides long. RefSeq names its product putative signal recognition particle protein. The record is from RefSeq and is a predicted model, not a curated record. Gene Ontology annotation, molecular function: 7S RNA binding; ribosome binding; protein binding. Gene Ontology annotation, cellular component: signal recognition particle, endoplasmic reticulum targeting. Gene Ontology annotation, biological process: SRP-dependent cotranslational protein targeting to membrane. NCBI's taxonomy places the organism in Eukaryota, Euglenozoa, Kinetoplastea, Trypanosomatida, Trypanosomatidae. The transcript has a single exon. Bases 1 to 2052 code for a protein of 683 amino acids.